Molecule: messenger RNA, 666 nt
Organism: Chilo suppressalis (striped riceborer)
Lineage: Eukaryota; Metazoa; Arthropoda; Insecta; Lepidoptera; Crambidae
Source: the annotation of a GenBank genome assembly
AUGAACUUAUCCGACUUAAGGGGUUUUGUCAGCAGUUUGGCUGUAAUUACAACAGUGCUUCAAUUUUUAUCUGGCACACUAGUAUGUAAACAGUAUGUAUCUAACCGAACUACUGCCGAAGCAUCACCACUACCUUUUCUUUUUGGAAUCGUUUCGUCUGGACUUUGGCUUCUUUAUGGGCUAACGAAAAGUGAUGAUAAAAUCGUUUUAGUCAAUAUAAUUGGAGUAACUCUAAUGGUAGCUUAUACUAUAGUAUUCUACAUUUAUACAUUUAAAAAGUCAUCUUUGUUAAAACAAAUUAUUAUAAUGGUGUGUUUUUUAUUAUUUGUUAUGGGAUAUGUGUUUGUAGAAGAAGACAAUGAAGAACUUUUAAGCAGAUUAGGAUUAUUGGCCUGUUCACUGACUUUGAUGACCAUAGCAGCACCAAUGAGUAAGCUGAUUUAUGUCUUAAGAGUGAAGAGUACUGAAUGUUUACCGUUUCCCAUGAUACUGAUGUCUUUUUUCGUCUCAUCUUUAUGGUCUUUAUAUGGAUUUAUAGAAGAAGAUUCAUAUUUAAUUGUGCCAAAUUUUAUAGGAAGUGUGUUAGCUUUGUUGCAACUGUCCUUAUUUGUGAUGUACCCAAGAAUAUCAGAAACGUCAAGCUUAAUGAAAAGUAUUAUAGCUUGA